This is a messenger RNA of Thamnophis elegans (Western terrestrial garter snake), 4574 nucleotides long. It is a transcript of the gene SHOC1, whose product is annotated as shortage in chiasmata 1. The record is from RefSeq and is a predicted model, not a curated record. Gene Ontology annotation, molecular function: single-stranded DNA binding; ATP hydrolysis activity. Gene Ontology annotation, biological process: resolution of meiotic recombination intermediates. NCBI's taxonomy places the organism in Eukaryota, Metazoa, Chordata, Lepidosauria, Squamata, Natricidae. Bases 1750 to 4371 code for a protein of 873 amino acids. Gene Ontology annotation, cellular component: condensed nuclear chromosome. The transcript has 15 exons.
GGAGUUCCUCGGUAAACCAAGGUGCCCUCCUGGAUCCACUGCCGCGGAGAGGCCGCAAAGGCGCAAUCCCAUCUAGUGCCUCAGCCGCCGCAGCAUUCCAGGCCGCAAUCAAGGACUCUGUCGGAUUGUGGGCAAGGGAGUCAGGUAUCCCUUCUGAAAUCCUUCCGGGUCCAUCAGGCAUUAUACUCUGUGUACCCAUAUUGGGAAGCUACAUGCAGUAUUGCAGUUCCUAUCAAAUAGUCAGUUGGUGGGGAGCUGCAGCACUAAGAAAAAAGGAGUCAAAUUACAAUCUGAACAACUGGGUGAUAUGCAAUCAAGUGCUUCCUAGGUUGAGCUAUAAUAUUACAGUAGAUUUAAUUUUUACUUGAAAGUCAACAUAGUUUAAAUGUACAGUGAAAUGAACCUUGGUUUAAAUAAUGUUGUAAAAUUUGUACUUACUGGUAGAAGUAUACUGGGAGAGAUCAAUCAAAAUGUGCUGACACAAUGAAGGCAUAUAGAUAUAAUCUGUAUAUGCUGUAGCUAAAGGAUGUCAGGUAGGGGUGUGUGUGUGUGAGAAUCAAUAGCUCCCUCUACUACUACCACAAAAAUUCGGAUAUAGACUCUCCCUUUAGCUCCCUUCCCCUCCCUUUGGAUUUCUCCACUGUUGAUUCUCUUUUGUUUUCCAAAUGGAAAGCAAUUGGAAUAAAUCAGCUCAUUCCAUUUAAUUGGAUCAUGCAUACCUUAUUGCCCCUAAUGGUUAGCAAAUUCUGCUCUCAGAAGCAACCAGUCCCAUUUUGUUAAAUAAUUACGCUAAUUAAUGUGUGAUUCAAUUGGGGUGCAAAUUAACUAAAAAGUAUCUUGAUAUAUUUAAUUAAAAAGAAUUUCCACUGGAUGAAUAAUGAGUUUGUUGUGUAGAACCAGCACAGAUGAUAAAAAUGACGAAUGUCAUAGAUACAAUAAUUGCCACUGAAAUAGUAAACUAUUUAUGUUCACAUAUAUCAGACCCUCAAAGCUUUAAUUAAGUUCCAUGAGUAAUUUAAAUACUUAUUUACUAAUGAGGAGCAUCAGUUACUAUGUUAGAUUUUCAUUGUUUAUGAAUAUAUUUUUUCAGCUGUACAUAGUACAAAAUUGUAGGAACUAAUAAGUCCUGUCAUAGAGCACUGCAUCUUUUCUUAGUCUUAUGUUACCAUCUAGUGAUCUCAUACUAAAACUGCAACUAUAUGUUACAUUCUAUAUUUUGGCAUUUCUCUGUAGGAAACUUCCCUAUGAUUUCUAUGAAAGAAAGCAAAAAGCACAAUAGCCACCUACAGCCACUUAUAUGUGCCACACAGAUAUUAUAGCUUUUCAGGUCUCUCAUUAGAUAAGAAGCUAUUAUUUUGGGUCAGGUAGGUUGCUUUCAGUUUCCAAGUCUUGGGUACACUUCAAUCUCUUCCUUCCCAAAACUGGUAUUAACCUGUGAUUUUUACAGUUGGAAAAUGGGGAUAUUGCUAAAUACAAAUCAUAUCAUAAGGAAAGAAACAUGAGAAAUAUUAACAGUGUUUAAUUAGCCUCAGCUGAAAACAUUAGUACUGUGCUGAUCUCAUUCAUGAAUCCAUUUAUUUUUAAACAUGCCACUCAGCGUGAGUGUUGAUCCAAAAAAAGGGCAUCAUUCAGUAAGAAAUUAGAUUGCUUUAACUUAUUUUAUGAACCUCUUUUUGUAUUUCCUAAGUAUUUGAUGCUGAGGACGAACAACCUUCAAUAGAAGUCCACAAAAGUCCUGGGGUUCCUGGCAUGGCAGUUCCUAUGGAAAACCAAUCAAAAGACAACCAUACAUUAGCUUUCCUCAAAAUUAAAGCAUCAGAGUGUCAAUCUCAGGCAUAUCAUAUCCUGGAAACUGCAGCGGCUCCAGUUUUGAAAGAACUUAUAAAGUUUGGCAUACAGAAUUGGAGGUUUGCCACACUUGAUUCUGAUAACACCAGAUUUUUUUGGAAACAACAAGAGAAAGUGAUCAGUGACACAUUGAAACAAGGUAGCAAAGAUGCAAAAUAUUUUUUGGUACUCAGACAUGCUGCUAUUCUUCAUUUGCUGGUUACAGUUCGUGAUCUUUUAUUAACCUGUAACUUGAACACUGCAUUAGAUUAUCUGUCCAAGGCAAAAGACAGUCAUAAAGAUUUCCGAGACUACAACCUGGAUAUUAUUUGGAAACAGCUAAAAAUUGUAGAAUUUGUUGUGCAGGACCACAAAGUCAGUCCCAAAGUGACAGAAUUACAGCAUCUAAUGUCUAAGUGGGUACAGAAUAAUGCAAAUGAUCAGAAUAAGGUAAUAAUUGUAAUUAGAAUGGAUUUUGAUGAAGAAACAGAAGUCCUAAUCAAUACCAUUAAUACAGUGCAAGGCUUGAAGGCCAUAUAUUUGAAUUCUAAGAAAAGAGGAAUGUUGUUCGAGAGUAAACAUAUAAUAAAUAGUUUGGACAUAUAUUCUUGUAUCAUUGUACAUAAUCAACAUAUUGGGCCUGAUUUCCCCUGGACCAAUUUCUCAUUGGUGAUAGAAUACAACUACAAUGAGAAUUCCUGCUGGAUUGAUCUAUGCAAAAAAAAGAAUAUAUCUUACUUAAUUUUCCAAACAGCUCCCCCAGAAGCAAUUGAAACUGAAGAGUUUUUGCCAGAUAAUCUUGGAUAUGAUCUUCUGAGGUUAUCAAUUCCUUAUGUUUUCUUGACAUCUGAAGGACUUCUCAAUACCCCAGAAAUCCUUCAGUUACUAGAAUCCAAGUAUAAUAUUACUUUAAUUGAAAGAAACUGCUGUGAGUCCUUAAACUAUUUUGGAGGCACAGAAUAUUAUGUGGUGAUGACUAUAGAUGAAUGCACAGCUAUUGUUAUGCAGAACAUGGAAGAACUCAAUUAUGAAAACUCAUCUGAUAAUAUUGUCUUAAGACUGAUGGCGCUAUCACUCCAAUAUGCCUCCUGUUGGAUUAUUUUAUACUCCAGAGAAAGAUUAAAUUCUAAAUAUAGCCUAACUGGAAAAACUCUGCAUCAUCUUGCUUUGAUUUAUGCAGCAUUGAUUUCUUUUGCUCAGAAAUCAGAAGACUUUGAAGUGAAGAUGGCCCUUACACCAGGUGUUGAAGAAACAGCACUUUUGGUUUGCCAGAUAGCUAACCAUAUAUUAUUGGCGUCUAAACAACAUCCUCAGGAGUGGCUGAACAAGUCAUGGCUUUCUGUCCUGCCAUCAGAAGCAGAGAAAUGCUUGCUUACAUUUCCAUGCAUGAAUCCAUUAGUUGCUCAAGUCAUGCUAAAGAAAAGUUCUUCACUUGAAUGGCUCCUGGCAGCAUCUUUUGCUGAGCUUCAGGAACUUCUGCCUGAGGUACCAGAAAAGGUUUUGAAGAAUUUUAGUGAUAUCACAUCAUUAUACAUCCUCAAGCCACUAAAAAGACCAGGAACACAAAAAGAAAUAAUGUCUCUUCAUGGAAAUAAUAAUUCUGUCAUCUGUUCUUGUUCUCAACUUCCAUUUCCUGAAGCUUUGUUCUCCAGAUUGCAAGGACAUAGUUCCUUUACCGAGUAUUCAGAAUGCUUUCUCAAAGAACAGAAAAAAAACUGCUCCCCAGAUUUCUGCCAGAAUGGAUCUUGUGGUUGUCAGAAAUCAACUGGAGAGCAUAACUUAGUUGUACCUUCACUAUCAUAUGAAGAAGACACCUGUCCCUUUCAGGAUAAUGUAAGGGUAGAGAGGCAACUUUAUCUUCCAUUUCUGAAACAAGUGGAAACAGAAACAAGAAUAAAUGCAUUGCAUUUAACCCUGAACAAUAUUGGGGAACCUUCCAAUAUCAAUAAUGAAACCACAAUGCCACAUUUGCACUGUAACCAGGACACUAACUCUUAUUUUGAGAAUUGUCCACUGAAUAGAAUGACUGUUUCAAAAGUAGACAGAGGCAAACAAUUAGAUAUCUCUGAGUUCUCAAAAAAUCCUAUCUACCAUGAUGCUAAAAAUGAACAUAUGGGAAAAAUUCAACCUCUUGCACAACAACUGAAUUCUUUCCGUGAUUUCAAGCAUUCUUCUCAUGUCAUUUCUAGUCGAAAAGAUGCUCUGUUCCAGGAAAGCUCAGGCAAUGUUUUCGAAAUAGGAAGAAAAGCAAGCAACAGUCCUGCAUCUGAGGAAAGAUUUUGGGGUAACCCCCCAUUCAUACAAGCAAUGGAUUCUUCUCCCUAUGAUUCCAUAUCCAGUCCAGAUAGGUUCAUGAACUUGGGCAUUCAGUUUACUGGAGGAUAUACCAGGGGGAAAGGACGUAAUUCAUUAUCAAGUGAACAAAGACAACAAGAUGUUUCAGGUUUAGAAUGUAUGCAAUUCCCACAGCUUAAAAAAAGGCGUCUAACUUUUGAAAAAGAUCCUCGGAGACAUGAUGGCCAAACACGUCUCAAAUUUUUUUAGAAGAAAUGGAAGCUAACAUUUCAAGAAUCUUAUUAUUUGCAAUACAUAAAAACAAAUUUAAUCUUCUUUUUUAGUAAUUUAUUUACAAUUUGUUUCAAUCCUAUAUGUAAUCAUUUUUUUAGAAAAAUAUGGACUUUUUGCCAUUUUAGGAAUAAGAUAACAGUUAAGAGUUUUUUUGGAAAAAUGGAUGCUAUUUAUGACAA